AUGCAUCAAAUCUGGUGGAAUGGCCCGCGUUGGCUGACGCGACCCGUCGAGGAGUGGCCCGCGACUCCCUUGGACACCAGAGCCGAGCCGCCGGAGGAGCGCCGAGUUGUGCACAUCGCGGUCCAGACGGAGGAGGAGGACUUCCUCACCCGGUUCUCCACUUACGGUCGAGCAUUGCGUAGCGUGGCGUACGUGCUACGCUUCCUGCGCAAAUUCCGACCAGUCACCAGGGCUCUCGCGGCCUCGGAGCUCCGAGCCGCGAGAGACACCCUGCUGCGCGUCGCGCAGCAGAAGCACUUUCCAGUCGAGCUGUCUCGGCUAAGGAGAGGUGCCGUUAUCAAUCAACGCAGCCCACUGACGCCGCUGCAGCCGCACCUCGACGAGGAUGGGUUGCUGCGCGUCGGUGGUCGGCUGCGACAUUCACGUCAGUUGCAGGAGGAGAACCAUCCAGUUAUACUGCCGAGAUUCGAUCGCCUUACAGAACUCUUGGUGAGAAACGCGCAUCUGAGGGUUUACCACGGCGGGGUUCAGAUGACCUUGGCAAACCUGCGGAGGAACUUCUGGAUACCGGCGGGUCGCAGCCUGGUCCGUGGCAUUCUUCAUCGCUGUGUUACGUGCGUGCGGCAUAGGGCCGCCCCGUUCCAGCCUCUCAUGGCGCCCUUGCCGGCGACCAGGGUGACGCCGGCUCCCCCGUUCUCCACGUGCGGGGUCGACUAUGCUGGUCCUAUCGGCGUGCGGACGACCAGGGGCGAGGACACCGCAGUUGCAAGGGGUACAUCGCGGUUUUCGUGUGCUUUGUGA
This is a messenger RNA of Nylanderia fulva, 801 nucleotides long. Lineage: Eukaryota; Metazoa; Arthropoda; Insecta; Hymenoptera; Formicidae. The record is from RefSeq and is a predicted model, not a curated record.